AUGCAUAUAGUCGUGUCUAAAACGAAAAGUCUAGUGCUUUCUUGUUCUCCUGACCUCUGCAUCCUGCUGAUAAACAGAGAAGCAGUGAAGCUAGUUGAGAGAUUCAAGUACGUCGGGCUCGAGCUUACUUAUGAUGGAAAAUGGGAGUGGGAGACGCACAUGCGAAGUGAAAUGGCUGGCUGCGUUCUGCGUGUUCUCUUAGCCGAUUUGAUUAAGGCAGAGCUGACUCUGAACUAUGAACUGCCGGUGUUCAAGUGGAUCUUCAUCCUGAUGCUCAUCUAA
Molecule: messenger RNA, 282 nt
Organism: Soboliphyme baturini
Lineage: Eukaryota; Metazoa; Nematoda; Enoplea; Dioctophymatida; Soboliphymatidae
Source: the annotation of a GenBank genome assembly